UCAGAAUUCAAAAGAUUAAGGCGGGGACCUCUCUCUCUCUCUCUGCCCUUUUCUACACUCAACAAUUUCCCACUGCUCCUCUUCUUCUCCAGAUUGGGAACCUGCUGACGCAAAAUCUCCAUAUAACAUUUCUACAAGGUUUAGGUCAGUUAAUUAUUACAGACGCGUCAUUCUUAGCUGUAAUUGCGUUUUUACAUUUAUUCAAGGUUUUUUUUCUCUCUCUCUCUUUCUGCUCGCAGUUCAAUUGACCUAAACCUAGUGAUGUGCAUCAAAUUAUUGUUAUAAUUAUUUUUGGUGAUAAGGGAUUGGGAUAUUCGUUUUUCUAGGUUUGUGAAUCAGGAUGCUGAGAGUUCGUUGAGGCUUGGGAAAUUUUGGAUAGGGAGGCGAGGGUUGUAAGAUUAGGUUGCGAAAUUUUGGUUAUGGCUGACGGGAGUGUAUCUCGUGGGCAGAGUAGGUCGAGGCCCGUUCUAGGUGAUGUUACGAACCGGAAUGGUAAAAGGGGGUUUUCAGGGAAAGAGAAGGAUGGGGGAAGAAGUUUGGAUUUCAAUGAUAAAGAUACAGUCAAGCGAAUUUGUGCUUCGCCUCGCCCAUGUUCUGAGAUUAAUUCUUUGAAAGGCAAUGUUAUAUCUGGUCUCUCCAAAAUACCCGUUGAAAAUAGGGAGCCUAAUUUGUAUGAUGGUAGUGAAAGAGUUCAUAGUUUGAAGGGGAAAAAUGAUGUAAUUGGCAACUUGAAAUUUAAUGCUGGUAGUUAUAAACACAAGAUUUUGGAUCUUAGGGGAGCAAAUACUGUUACUGUGAGUAUUAAUGAGUUGGAAGUUGUUGAUAAUGACUCGAGUGACGGUUGUGGCAAGUCCGAGCUUUCCAAGAAUAGUCUUCCAAGGGUUGACGAGGUAGCUGGCCAGAAUCGCGUAGAUCCUAAUUUGGCAAAUCUUGGAGGGGAGGGUUUGAAUUCUGUGGCCAAGGAAGCUGAUGGUUAUAGCCCGUUAGACUCAUUGAAGGAAAACAAGAUUUCAGGAGCUGCCGAAGUAGCUAAUGAAAACAGGUGCUCCAGUCUUGAUUUUGGCAUGCAUGAUGCUAUUCAGUCCGUUAACACCGAAGGUAAUAAUGAGUUGGGUGAGAGUUCUCAUGCUGACACUUCACGGACAGUGAGUGAAACUGGUACCGAUUUUCUUCACGAUGGAGAAGAGAACAUAAGUCCUGAAGGCACUCAGAGUGAUAUCAAUGACCACCAUAAUCAUUUGGAUGAUCAUAAUGCUGACAAUUUUAUCCUGAGCCAGUCAGGAUCCAUUGAUUGCACAGUCCUGCCUCAGUCUCAGGAAUCUAGAGUAUUUGGAAUAGAUAAAUCCAAUGAACUGAAGGAGGAUGAAUGUGCUCUUAUGACCGUGGGGAGUAAUGCUAUCGAUGCUUGUUCUUGUUCUUUCUGCACAAAAGCCCAAGAUUUGUGGUUGGACCUCCAUCAGAAGGACAUUAAGGCUCGAUUAACAGCCUUGAAAAAGAGUCAAAAAGAUGCUAGCAUAUUGGCUGAAAGAAGUUACAGGAUCAAGGUCAACGAGAAACAUGGUGCUGAAAGCGUCACUAGAGCCUCUAAAAUGGAAUCUCAUCUGACGAAUCAGUGGAGAUCUCUCUUUCAGCAUAUGUCAGACAUAUGGGAAGCAGAGAGUAAUCAGCUUGAAGCUAGUCUAUUGCCACUGAACAAUCUAAAAGACAAAUGCAAAGCUGAGAUGGAAUUGAUUAGGGCUAAGCUGUCAGAAAAGCAUUAAGGCUGUUAUGAAGACUCGAAAUUUCUGUAAGAUGUGCUUUAUUUUUUUUAUUCUUGCUCUUAUCAUUUAUUACCGAAGCCAACAUUUCAUUGUGGUACUUUAGAUAGGAUUUUUGUGGUACUUCAUAUAUGUAAAAAUACUAAAAUAUCUUCUUUGUUGUUUCUAUUGUUAUUCAGUAAAUUUAAUCUGGAAUACUAGUUACAAUUGAUUAUAGUUU
Salvia miltiorrhiza (redroot sage) is the source of this 1977-nucleotide messenger RNA. RefSeq lists its product as uncharacterized. The transcript is spliced from 4 exons. The record is from RefSeq and is a predicted model, not a curated record. Bases 420 to 1760 code for a protein of 446 amino acids. NCBI's taxonomy places the organism in Eukaryota, Viridiplantae, Streptophyta, Magnoliopsida, Lamiales, Lamiaceae.